Molecule: messenger RNA, 1105 nt
Organism: Callithrix jacchus (white-tufted-ear marmoset)
Lineage: Eukaryota; Metazoa; Chordata; Mammalia; Primates; Cebidae
Source: RefSeq, a predicted model, not a curated record
CUGGAGGAAGACUUAUGUGAGGCCCAGUGGAGCCAGGCCAGUGUCUGUCAGCCAGGUGCUUAGCCCCCAGUGUGCUGAAGCUUGGGCCCUUCCUGGCACCCUGGUGUCCUGCACUGAGCUGUGUGAGCUUUUCCAUCUAGGUGUACCUUCUGGCAUUGACUGGCAUAGUGAGCUCUUCUGCCCAGGUGGAACCCGUGGCAUUAAGUGGCAUAGGGUUUGGUGGCAGGGAGGGCCAAGGGUGCCCUGUGUCCAUGAGAUGGUCAGUGUUCCAUAUGAAUCCCAUUCCCAUUAUGUGAGUCCUUGGAGGAUGAGCUUGGAUGGUGAGCCCAGAAGAAGACUUGCAUUCCACCCACUGGUCCUGGGCCAGUGUCUGUUAGCUGGGUACACAGCCCUUGGCGUUCUGGAGCGUGGGCGUUUCUUGGCAGCCUGGUGUUCUGCAUUGAGCUAUGAAAAGACUGGAGGAAGAAAACCCUUGACCCUGUUGUUCAGGGAGAAACUGAUAGCACAAUGGUCUGGCCCUGAGGAUGUGGCAUCCAGUCCACUUUACCACCAGUGUUUAAGGAAACCAUCUCAGGCUGGAGUGCAGCAGUGCAGUCGUGGUUCAUUACAACCUCUGCCUCCCAGGUUCAAGCAGUUCUCCUGCCUCAGCCUCUCAAGUAGUUGGGAUUACAGGUUAAAAGCUGAAGCAACCUCAGGAAAACCUCAGGGAAAAGAGAAGGGCUGGAAUCAAAUCCUCCACUUCGGAGAAUAGGGGUGGCGGAGUCUGUGGCCCAUCUCCUUCAAUCUUGAGUGAAAUCCGUGACUCUUUCAAUCCAAAGACUACAGUAAUACCACAACUAUCUACAGAGGACUGGCUCCAGGACUCCCAUGGAUACCAAAAUCCAAGGAUGCUUCAAAUCUCUUACAUAAAAUGGCAUAGUAUUUGCAUGUAACCUGCAUGCAUCUCCAGAUACGUUAAGCCAUCUCUAGCCUACUUAAUAGUACCAAAUACAAUGUAAAUGCUACAUAAACAGUUGUUAUAAUGUAUUGCCAAAGACAAGCUCUCCUUGCCAAUCCCUGACCAAAUGAAAGAUUCAGAGCAAAAUAAAUCGUUGCUAAUAUUUAA